CUAAAAGUGUGAUGCACCGCACCCUUCACCUCUCUCCUCCCCAAAACGAUCACAACACGAACCGACGCGUCGGCCAAUUUCCACGCCAAGCCACCAUCUGAUUCGUCUCUGCUUUCGAGACGCGUUGGCCAGAUCACCUUCUUCUCCAUUAGGUGUAUCAGAUCAAUCCUUCAAUAAUCCAUAUAAACAUCCAAUUCAACUCUAUUUCAUUGCGCGCGCAUCGCAAUUCCAUCGCUGUCGCAUCGCCGAAUCGCCGCCGUCAACAUCGAGAUUCAUCCAGACUGCUGCCUGUCGGUACUGCUGUUAUUUGCGACACAAUCUCUGGCGCGACAACAGUUUAUGCACGCCGAGUCUGGUCACUGCCUGCCUGCCGAUUAGUCCAGCGACCUUCCGAGUCUGCUUGGCGCUCUGAACGCCUGUUCUGUAUAUCACAUGAUCACAGUCACAUGAUCAUAUCGAUAUCAACCCUUUCCAUUCCAUCAGGCUCCUCCGGCAUCUCCAUCGCCAUCGCCAUCGAUCUCUCGACUCCCACCAAUUGAGUCUUGAAGCAUUGUUGCCACUUGAUUGUGUCAGCAAUUGCUCAAUUCUCGUCGACUAUAUAUUAAUCGCACCUUUUUCGUUUCAUUCCGCAACGACAUCUCACCUUUUCCGGCGCCCUUUGUCGUCAUCUCCUUUUGUGUUAUUUUGCCACCAUUCGGCCUGUAAAUUAUUCCAGCAUUAAUAAUAAUCUUUCAACCUGUUCAUCACUCUAUCGGCUGGUCCGAUCUUCCGCGAACAUCUUCUAGCGGAUCUAAAAAUCUCUUGGCAGAAUGGAUGUUGAAAUGCAGAUGGAGGCCAACGGACUGCCUGCGCACUUCAGUUCGACUUCAACUCAACCUGCAGAAAACCAUGUCGCCGACAACCUAGCCGCCUCAUUAUCAAACUCUGAUGCUCCCAUCAGUUUGCCGUCGAAACCCGCUGUGACUGAAUCAGCGCCUCAAUCAGCGCCUCAAUCGGACCCGGUAUUCGAAGCAACCUCACAGGCAGAGCCAGAGGCAGUUUCCCAACCGCCUGAAGCACUACCGCCUUCCACGAAUGGCAUAGGUGCAGCAGCCGAACAAUCAAUUUCAACUGUUCCUGACUCUCAACCUCAACCUUCUCUCGAAAGCAAUUCAGUCCCGCCACCAACAUCACUCACAGACAGCAUGACCGACUCGGUCGUACCUUCCUCCGUACCUGCUGAGAUUCAGUCGUCAGCGACGCCUGCAGAAACUCAACCGACCAUGGAUUUUGCUGAGCCUGUCUCAGCUCCACCUCAGCCCCCGGAAUCAGAUCUGCGGACUGCCCCUCAUUCUGAUGCCUUGAGUCCUGGGGCUGUUGCACAAGUUGAAGCUCAGAAACACCAACUGGACAAUUCUGCGGACAUCGUGCCAUCACCUGCCGACGCCAAUGUUAUGGACAUCUCAGUGGCGCCUGACUCAGCCAACGUCAUUGAGCAAACACCUGUCACCAACCUUGGCUUGCCUUCACCUCCAACUCACUCGCCACCCGAUGCUCCGCAACCGGCUCCAGCUACAUUGCCUGAAGACAAGCCAAUUCCAUCGACUUAUGCAUCCGAGACUGCAUCUGUACCAACAUUUGCGCCAGAGCCAGAACCUCAACAAAUCCUUGCCCCUCAAUCUGAACCUGAAGCGAUUCUGGCACCGGAGCGUGACAUGGAACAGAUCAUUGCGCCACAAUCUGAACCUGAAUUGAUCCCCUCAACAGAACCUCGGCCUCAGAUGACACCGACAGCUGCACCAGCCGAGAAGCCCAAAGAACCAGCUCCGACACCUGCUGUACCCGCUACCCAACUUGGGGAGGACCAGGAGAUGAUUGAUGUUGUACACGCUAAACAACCUCGGCUACGAGAAGAUGAUAAUGCUGAUUCACAACGUGCGGCGAAGAGAGUCAAAACCGAUGAAUCAGGAGUUGCAUAUCAAGAAGCAGGAUUCAAGGUUCCAGAAGUUCCCAUGGCGGCCUUAUCACCAGUACCGAAUGGCGAGACACCCACGACAACCGGGCCUGGCGAUGGUGACGACACCGUUACUCAGGCACGUCUGGCACACAUGAAGAAGGUCACUUCAAACUUGAAGAAGAGCAAUUCUUCCGCACCUUUCCGGCAGCCGGUUGACCAUGUGGCACUCAACAUUCCAUCCUACCCUGAUAUUGUCAAGCAACCUAUGGACUUGGGAACCAUCGAUUCGCGACUGAAGCAAAAUAAAUACACCUCUGUUUCAGCAUUCAUUAGCGAUUUUAACUUGAUUGUCGACAAUUGUGUCAAAUUCAAUGGCCCUGAGCACGGCAUCACCCAGCAGGCUCGAAAGAUGGAGUCAUCCUUCAAGAGUCAGAUGAAGAAUCUCCCGCCGGCGACCCUUGAAGAACCGUCGAAAGAGAUCAAGAAAGCAGCGAAGAAACACGAGCCUACCAGACAACAAGCACCUCGACGACCAUCGGUCAGCACAUCCAGUCCUGCGGUUGCUACAGCUGCCUAUGCCUCACCCAAGUCUGCUCCUCCUCAGACUCCUUCCUUUGCUCCUGGGCCUGAUGGCAUGCCUCUGAUCCGCCGUGAUUCGAGCUUGGCUGAUGGUCGACCCAAGCGAGCCAUCGUUCCGACAAAGCGCAAUCAAGAGUUUGGAGGCGGAAGACCCAAAAAGAAGAAGUAUGAGUUGCAGCUCAAGUUCUGCGACGAGGUUCUGAAGGACAUCGCCCAUCCCAAAAACUGGCAGAUGAAUCAGUAUUUCACCCAUCCAGUUGACCCCGUGGCGUUAAAUAUUCCCACGUAUUUCCAGAUCAUCAAGAAACCCAUGGACCUUAGCACCAUUAGAACAAAGUUGACCAACAAUGUCUACGAGAAGGCCAAGGAUUUCGAAGAGGAUGUCCGACUGAUCUUCAAGAACUGCUACAAGUUCAACCCUGAAGGCGAUUUGGUCAACGCGGCUGGUCAUCAGCUGGAGGAUAUGUUCAACAAGAAGUGGGCAACAAAGGAAGAGUGGAUUGCAGCUCGCGAGCCACCGUCUGCACCUGAAUCCGAUGCAGAAGACGAGGAUGACGAGGAGGAUGAGAGCGAGGAAGAAGCAGAGGACAGCGAAGAUGAACGAGCUGAAAAGAUCAAGCUACUGCAGAAGCAGAUUGAAGAGAUGUCGAAACAGAUGGGCGAGCUGACCCAGAAGAAGGUCAAGAAAUCCAAGUCUCCACCCAUGAAGAAGAGCAAGUCUAAGCCUAGCAAGAAAGAAAAGCCUGCAGCACCCAAGGAGGGCAAAGAUAAAAAAGAAAAGAAGAAGUCUGCACCCAAGGCCAAACCGGAGAAGGACCGAUACGUGACAUUUGCCGAGAAGCAAUAUAUCUCUAACGGUAUUGGGAUGCUGCCGGAGAAACAGAUGUCCGAAGCUCUAAAGAUCAUCCAGAACAGCGUCCCGUCAUUGGCCAACACUGAUCAAAACGAGAUAGAGCUCGAUAUUGAGGAGGUCCCUAACCAUGCACUUCUCAAGUUGCUCAACUUUGUCAAGAAAUAUGCAGGGCCGCCUCCAGACGAGCCAAAAGCCGAGGCAGCUGAGAACUAUUCUACCUCUGCGACCAAGAGCAAAAAGAGCAAGCCUAUGAGCAAGCAUGACCAGGAGGCGCAGAUUGAGGAACUCAAGGGCAAAUUGGGUGCGUAUGUUGGACCGGUGUCACCGAACGCAAUGCCGUCGAUAGAGGGGGACAGCAGCGACGAUGAUGGUGACUCCGAGGAGAGUGAAGAGGAGUGAUCCUGACAUGUACCUGAACACGUGCAGUGUUGAGACGUGGCGAGAGCAGAGAGCGACUUGAUCUUUUACCGUUGUUUCCGACCUGGAGCAUCGUGCUGCAUAGCAUUACGGACACUGGUGCUAGACAAAGGUUUUAUCGCCUGGGCGUGGAAGCAGUCUUCCGAGAUGGGUAAUUUUUUAGACCAUCAGAUUGAGAUCGAUUGAAAUUGGAGUGACUUCCGUGAGCAAUUGGCUCGAUAAAAAUGAUACUGGCAGCGGGUGUGGAGAGCUAUCAUAGUUGGCUGACAAGGGGACGAAAGCAGGGAAACUUGUGAAGUGGUAUGAACAUUGCACGUUGAUACAAUAAAAAGAUAUUUUCCAAUUCCAAGCAAUCCU
Molecule: messenger RNA, 4142 nt
Organism: Exophiala xenobiotica
Lineage: Eukaryota; Fungi; Ascomycota; Eurotiomycetes; Chaetothyriales; Herpotrichiellaceae
Exons: 2
Coding region: 810-3767 (985 amino acids)
Biological process (GO): regulation of DNA-templated transcription; chromatin remodeling
Cellular component (GO): chromatin; nucleus
Source: RefSeq, a predicted model, not a curated record